GGUUCCUGGCGCGCUACGUGCAGGACUACCUGGAGUGCGUCGAGUCCCUGCCGCUGGACAUGCAGAGGCUGGCCUCGCUCCUCCGGGAAAUGGACACGCGAUGCCGGGCAUUGAAAGAAAUUGAUGAAGUUUAUGAGAAAUACAAGAGCGAAGAUGAUCCUGUUCAGAAAAAGCGUUUGCAGCAGCAUCUUCAGCGAGCCUUAAUCACCAGUCAAGAGCUAGGAGAUGAGAAAAUCCAAAUAGUCACUCAGAUGCUUGAGUUAGUAGAGAACAGAGCCAGGCAAAUAGACUCUCACUCUCAGUGUUUUCAAGAUCUUUCAGAUACUGAAAAACCCAUAGAAAAGUCAAAAGUGGAUCCUUGUCAACCGGAGAGAUCUUCACGAAGGCCCCGCCGGCAGCGUACCAGUGAAAGUCGCGAUAUAUGCCAUAUAGCAAAUGGAAUUGAUGAGUAUGAUGACCAGCCUCCUAAAGAAAAGAGAUCUAAAUCUGCCAAGAAAAAGAAACGCUCUAAAGCUAAACAAGAAAGGGAAGCUUCUCCAGUAGACUUUGCAGUAGACCCUAAUGAACCAACUUACUGUCUCUGUGACCAAGUGUCUUAUGGAGAAAUGAUAGGAUGUGACAAUGAACUGUGUCCUAUUGAGUGGUUUCACUUUUCAUGUGUUGGACUCACCUAUAAACCAAAGGGGAAGUGGUAUUGCCCCAAAUGUAGAGGAGACAACGAGAAGACUAUGGAUAAAUGUACAGACAAAUCCAAAAAAGAUAGAAGAUCAAGGUAGUCGAUGCUCUCAAUGUGUUGACAGCUGCUUAGUUUUUAUUACAAAAAAUCUGUUUAAUAAGCAGACCAGUAUUUUAGAAAAAUGCAUAAAGCUAUGCAAUAACUUUUAAAACCCACAGUACUAAUGGAGUAUUAAUAGAUGUUAGUACUAUUGUGCUCUUGAAUAUUCUGCACUAAAUAACCAAAUUCUUCAAACAGGGUCACAUAGGAGUAGCACAGAGGGAAUUCCGUUUCCCUCAGUCUUCUUAAUAAUGGUAGAAUUAUGUUGAUGCCUGGUAAGGAAGAACUGGAGGGAUAAUCAUGUUAAGACUGGUGUGUUAACAUCUGUUGCAGUCACAACUUUAGUUACUUUUUUAAGUCUUUCAAGGCGAAAGCCAGCCUGCUUCUUUAUUGCCUUCCAUGUGAUCUGCAUAUAUGUCUCUAACUUAUUUACGUUAAUCUUGUGGUGGUGAGUUUAGAUGUCUAUGUUUAGAGAAAGUAUAUUAAGUGGUGAAAUACUCAUGGCUAGAAGAGUUCCACUCAGCAUUAUAAUGCCAAUCCUGAACAGACGCUUAUUGUCUUUUCCAUGCUGCCUCUUCUCAUAACAUCAGUUGUAACAUCUUGCUUCUGAAUCGUGCAAUGGCCAGGAGCACAUCAUAAUGUUGAAAUGCUUAGAAAUACCGUGGAUGUGCAGGAACAGCAAUGUGUAUCAGUCUGUGGCUGUGGCAAGAGUUUGGAUUUAAGAGUCUGGAAAACAGUAAAGUGCAGUAAAUAGCAGAAAACACCUAUCUUGUAUAAAAGGAAAACAGUGAUUGUUUAAAAGGCCCUGCACUUUUCAAAAUUGUAUUAAGCUUCAUAAAGCCUGACAAAUAACGACCUUUGGAACACAGCAGCUGAUGGUGCUCUAAGAGCAGGCAUUUUCCCCUUAACAGAGCAUUUGAUGUAGUUGUGCUCUGCCUGUCAACAUAACACUGUAGGUUUUUCCAGACAGUAAGUAUUGUUUUCUUUCUGGCAGGUCAGAGGGUUUCACUUGCAUUUCAUGAAGGAUGUUACUGUGCCCAUGCAUGGCAAUAACAAUGUAAAAUAAACCGAUAAAACAGCCCAAGAACAAUGUUCCAUAUUCUUUGAAUUCUUGUUCUUACAACAGCAAUAUGAUGUUCCUGUGGUGAUUGAUACUCUAUUACAUCGACUCAUGUUUUACUGAGCUUUUAGAAGUUCUGAGUACUCAAAACAAAAAUUGAUUGCAUCUUGUGACUUGGACAGCUUCAUUUUAUAAGGGUGAGAAGCAGUAUCUGUGGGAAUUUAGAUAUAAUCCAAAUUAACUGCAGCUUUUAUUACACAUCAGUAAUUUGCGGACUCAUUACCUGUAUGUUCCAUAAAGGCAUAAGCUUGUUUCAUCUCGGCAUACCCUGAAAUUGCAUUUCACAGGUUUCAUGUGAACGGGCAGAUCAUGAACUAUUGCCCAUCAUAUAGCAGUAGUCUUCUUCCAUAAAUGUAUUCUCUUGCUCAGAGGCUUAAUGCAGAUUCAUAAUGUAGCUGUAAUUUUGUUAUUUUGGUGAAAUUUCCCUGUCUUGAAGAAAAUCAUGCACUGGCCAGGAAAACAGUCUAAACUACUGUUGUACUGUUGCAGUUGGUUGCUGUCUCCCCCCCCCCUC
Molecule: messenger RNA, 2409 nt
Organism: Gekko japonicus
Lineage: Eukaryota; Metazoa; Chordata; Lepidosauria; Squamata; Gekkonidae
Gene: ING2
Product: inhibitor of growth family member 2
Exons: 2
Coding region: 60-776 (238 amino acids)
Biological process (GO): positive regulation of DNA-templated transcription
Cellular component (GO): nucleus
Source: RefSeq, a predicted model, not a curated record